AAACACUCAUUUCUUUGCUCUAAUGGCUCUUUCUUCUUCUAAAGUUUCAUCCUUUAAUGGAUUUUCUCUCUCACCCAUUUCUGAGAAUGGCUUUAAAAAGCUAAAUUUAUCAUCUUUUUGUAAUUUGAGAGUUGAUAAGAAAUGGGGAAGUGGAAAGUUUACGGUUUGUGCAGCAACAACGGUUCCUUUGACUGGUGUUAUAUUUGAACCGUUUGAAGAGGUUAAGAAGGAUUAUCUUGUUGUUCCAAUUGUUCCUCAAGUUUCUUUGGCGAGACAGAAUUUUGCUGAUGAAUGUGAAUCUGUUAUUAAUGAGCAGAUUAAUGUGGAAUACAAUGUUUCAUAUGUGUACCACUCCAUGUUUGCAUACUUUGAUAGGGACAACGUGGCUCUCAAGGGAUUUGCAAAGUUCUUCAAGGAAUCUAGUGAAGAAGAGAGAGAACAUGCAGAAAAGCUUAUGAAAUAUCAGAACAUUCGUGGUGGAAGAGUUGUACUUCACCCCAUCAAGAAUGUGCUGUCAGAAUUUGAGCAUGUCGAAAAAGGGGAUGCAUUGCAUGCAAUGGAAUUAGCUUUGUCUUUGGAGAAGUUAACAAAUGAGAAACUUCUGAAUGUGCAUAGUGUCGCAGACCGCAACAAUGAUCCUGAAAUGACACACUUCAUUGAAAGCGAGUUUUUGGCUGAACAGGUUGAAGCAAUUAAGAAGAUAUCAGAGUAUGUGUCUCAAUUGAGAAGGGUUGGAAAGGGUCAUGGUGUUUGGCACUUUGAUCAAAGACUUCUUCAUGAGGAACAUGCAGCUUGAUCAUGACUAGGCUUCUUUUCUAGUAGUAUCUGUUAACCACGUUUGAUCUUUUAUGAAGUGCUUGGUUGUUUUCUGUUAUAUCAUAUUUUUCCUAUGUACCAAGAUUGCAAAAUUUGGAGUAUUUUAGUUGCUAGUGUCACAUGCAAAAGGUUACAAGCCUUGUGUAGUAACAUCUGUUAACCACUUUUAGUAAUCUAAGUCUUCAAUAAAAAGAGGUUUUCAUGUUCACUAUGUUUGUACCACAACUACUGAGAUUUGUUAAAUAGCCGCAUAGCCGAAUUUGAAUUUGAACAAAUUUUUAUUCUUUGGUGAUAUGCUGUUUAAUAUAAAAUGUUGUCAAAUAGACUAUUGCGGCGCUAUAGUACUGUUGUGUAGUGGAAUUUGAACAAACUGCUCACUUAGCCGGCGCAAUAGCAUUGUUGCAAAGUAGAAUUUUAAUAAACUGUUACGGUACUGUUGUGUAGCGGAAUUUGAAC
Trifolium pratense (red clover) is the source of this 1272-nucleotide messenger RNA. RefSeq names its product ferritin-1, chloroplastic-like. NCBI's taxonomy places the organism in Eukaryota, Viridiplantae, Streptophyta, Magnoliopsida, Fabales, Fabaceae. The record is from RefSeq and is a predicted model, not a curated record. Gene Ontology annotation, biological process: intracellular iron ion homeostasis; iron ion transport. Gene Ontology annotation, molecular function: ferric iron binding; ferrous iron binding. Bases 23 to 796 code for a protein of 257 amino acids. The transcript is spliced from 8 exons. Gene Ontology annotation, cellular component: cytoplasm.